AUGGGAGCUUUCGAAAGAUAUCCAUCACUGCGUCGGAAGUUAGCAUUAAUAAUUGGUAAUGAUGAAUACAACGAGUCAUACAAUAAACUGGAAAACGCUAAGAAGAAUGCUAACGAUCUGAGUGCUUCGCUGAAAACCAUCAAUUUUGAUGUUGAUACGCACGUUGAUUUAACUAGACUUAACUUCCACAAGCAUAUUAUUGAGUUUUCUAAGAAAAUUGAUGAUGGCGAUUUGAUCCUAUUCUAUUUUGUUGGUCAUGGGUUUCAAUUCAAUAAUAAGAACUACUUAAUACCAAGUGAUGCAGAGAUAGAAGUUGAUAAGGAUGUCGAACUCUUCGGGAUUGACGUGCAACGAACACUGGAACGAUUCUCUAGAAAGAAUCGAUCUUAUGUUACUAUAUUUAUUUUGGAUUGCUGCAGACCUUAUUUGUUGAAAAACACAGAAAAAUUAAAAAUUAUACCGAAUAUUCCACAAAAUUCACACUGGGGACUCAAUGCUUACACUGUUGCUGGUGGUCGUGGUCCUGGAUCAACACUCAAUAGACUCCACUUUCCUAAAGGUCUUUUUGUAGAUCAAAAUCAAGCUAUUUUCAUUGCUGAUAGUUCGAAUCAUCGCAUAAUUAAAUAUAAUCGACAUGCAACCAUCGGUCAAAGGCUAUCUGGUCAACGCAUAAGUGGAUAUCGAUUGGGUCAAUUGAACGGCCCUUCAAACGUAAUUUUCGAUAUAAAUUCGAAAAGUUAUAUUAUCUGCGACGAUCAUAAUCGACGAGUGUUACGAUAUUUUCGUAGAAGUAAACCUUAUGUGAUAACAAUUGCUGAAAAUAUUCAAUGCUAUGGAGUGGCGAUGGACAAUGAAGGAUCAAUUUAUGUUUCAAACGCCGAACGACAUGAAGUGAGACGAUAUGGAGCAGAUGAACCUCAUGGAGUAGUGGUAGCAGGUGGCAAUGGACAAGGUCGUCGCCUUCAACAACUCAGUCAUCCAACAUACAUUUUUGUUGAUAAAGAUCAAUCUGUGUAUGUAUCAGAUUCUUGGAAUGAUAGAGUAAUUAAAUGGAGUAAAGACGCGAAAGAAGGUGUUAUUGUUGCUGGUGGUCGAGGACAAGGAAGUAAUCGAACACAACUGAAUAAUCCAACAGGAAUCGUCGUAGAUCGAUUGGGUACAGUCUACGUAGCCGAUCAGAGAAAUAAUCGAGUGAUGCGAUGGUACGAUAGUGCAUCCUAUGGUGAUGUUAUUGCCGGUGGACUCAUUCCAGGAGAUCAUGCAAAUCAAUUGAAUAAGCCUGAAGGUUUAGCAUUUGAUCGACUUGGCAAUCUUUAUGUAGCCGAUUCUAGUAAUCAUCGAAUUCAAUUAUUUAGAAUUCUGACUAUCUAA
Molecule: messenger RNA, 1371 nt
Organism: Rotaria socialis
Lineage: Eukaryota; Metazoa; Rotifera; Eurotatoria; Philodinida; Philodinidae
Source: the annotation of a GenBank genome assembly